Molecule: messenger RNA, 603 nt
Organism: Gryllus bimaculatus (two-spotted cricket)
Lineage: Eukaryota; Metazoa; Arthropoda; Insecta; Orthoptera; Gryllidae
Source: the annotation of a GenBank genome assembly
AUGCAAUUUGAUGGCGCGCUUGUGGAUCAAGCUCGUCAGAUUGGUCUCUCUAUUCUUCAUCGCUUUGGUUCGACCGCCGCAAAAGCACAAGGCAAAAAAAUGCCCCCUUUUAUUUCAAGCACUCAGACGCUCUCUCUGCGGGAGUGCGGGCAGCUCCCGAAAGGAGAGCCAACGCACAGCCGGCAGGUUGCGAGCUGCUAUAGAGAUUUCAGUGUAGCAGUUGCACCCAGUGGUAUCGACUUGUUUUUCUUCAAAGUUGCAGGGAUUCAAGAUGGUACUGUCUCAUUUAUACAGUCUGAGCUGUUCAGAGAUAAUCUGUUAGUUCGGAACUACUGGAUUGAACAGGAGUGGUUGAACCAGAAACUUCUACGUUGUCGGCAGAGAUUGUCCCCGAACACAAUUACUAAGUGCCACAAAUGGGGAAGGUUUCCCGGCCUGACACCACUAACGAGCGGAGGGAGAAGCGAUUUCGACGGCGGCAGCGCUGCUGUGUGCCCGGGACUUCCCCGAGGUACGUUCAUUGGUGCCACGCUUAUCAUUUUGCAAUUUGUGAAUGGGAAAAUUGAAGUGCAGCUAAGUGCAGUGGGACACGUUGAUGUUUGA